GAUGGAGGCGCCGGCCGAGCUGCUGGCCGCGCUGCCCGCGCUGGCCACUGCGCUGGCGCUGCUGCUCGCCUGGCUGCUGGUGCGGCGCGGGGCGGCCGCGAGCCCGGGUCCCGCCGGCGCGCCCCCGGAGCCCGCGUCCCCGGUGCCGGCAAGUCCCCGCGUUCCUGAACCGGCGGCCGCUCCCGGGGGACUGGGACUGCCCGAGGGCCCGGGGGAGCCCACGGAGCCCGGGGAGCCCGUAGCAGCGCCGGCCGAGGCCGAGGAGCAGGCGGCGGAGGCGAGGCAGGAGGAGGAACAGGACUCCGACAGUGAGAAGGACCCUCCCCCAGCAGGGCCUGAGGACGAGGACGGAGAGACCUUCUCCUUUAAGUACAGCCCUGGGCAGCUGAGAGGAAACCAGUAUAAGAAGAUGAUGACCAAAGAAGAGCUGGAGGAGGAGCAGCGGAUUGAGCUGACCUCUGACCUCACUUCCCUGUAGCAAGUUCCCUAGGUCCUGAGCCACAAAUAUUCUUGCAAAUCCUUUUGAACUGAAGAAUAAUGAAGUUAUCCUUAGCCUCUUCCUGAAAGCUUUCCCUUUUGGCAUCUUAAAAGCUUGAGAGAUAAAAAUGGAAACCCCCAGAAAGAAGCCCAUGCAGGCUUCUGGGGUCACUUGCCUACAAUUCUGCUGAGACAUAAACCCCCAAUCAGGAAUGCCUUUGGCAAAUUAUGGCAGGGUCCUUUGGAAUUCCUUGGGUUCUGCCCUGUUUGGAGAUUUUCCCCAUUUAUGGUGGUCACUUUGUUAAGCUAAAGGGUUUUGAAAGAUUGAACUCACACCUUAGAUCUGGAUUUUUUCUUAUUACCCAAAUUUACUUGCUAUAUGCCUUUUACACUUAUGAUACCACCAAUUUUAGCAGCUCUGACAUUUCUAAAUUAGUUUAUCCCAUCCCUCCUCCUUUCAUCCAUGUUGAAACCAAACCCCCAAAGACUUUAAGUAGUGACAGACAGAGCCCAGCUCACCUAUGCUCCCUAGCCCACCAUGCCCCUUUCCCUCAGAGCCCACGUCCUUCGCUCUCUGCCAAGUGUAAGAGACGCCAUGUUGACCCCAGGUGCAGAGAGCCAGGCCCUGGCUUUCUGGCUGCCCUUCUUUUUCAAACAGGGGGAAGGCCUAGCCCAGCCCUCUUGUUGCUAAGAGGCCUUUUUACUGAUAUUCUUACCAGCUCAGCAGAAUCUCCACUUGUGCUUUGGCAGAAGCAAUAAUAACUGUGUUAGCUUAAAAUAGACUUCUGGACUAUGCCUUUUCCUAGUUUUCAGAUAGACUUUACCAGAAAAUUAGAUCAGUCCCAAGGUAGUUUCUUGGAAUUUUAUAUUUGACAAUAUUUAUACUAUAACAAACUAAUCUGCAUUUCUUAGAUUUGUUGGCUAAGACGUUUUACAUGAAAACUUUCCACGGGGUGGAAGGCCAGGAACGUCCAGUCCCAGCUUCAGGGAGUGCGUUCCUACGGCCUUCCCUGGCCUGCUACCGUAGGUGCAGGACAGCAACAGAGCCACAGCCACAGUUGGUGCCUUCGGCACAGAGCCAUGGACAUGGGCAAGAUGCCCCACAAGUUCCUACAGGGCAGUAUCUGAUACUCAGUGGGGACUCCUCCAGGCACAGGUGCCCAGCCCUGUCUGGACAGGCUCCUAGGCAGCACCGACGAGCACCCGACAGCCUGGCUCUCUGAACUCAGCCCUCACCCAGCCCAAUAAACUUUGAGGAUGUGAUCUCA
Messenger RNA from Marmota monax (woodchuck), 1745 nucleotides. RefSeq names its product matrix remodeling associated 7 (gene Mxra7). The transcript is spliced from 5 exons. The record is from RefSeq and is a predicted model, not a curated record. Bases 2 to 478 code for a protein of 158 amino acids. Lineage: Eukaryota; Metazoa; Chordata; Mammalia; Rodentia; Sciuridae.